Molecule: messenger RNA, 1026 nt
Organism: Sclerotinia borealis F-4128
Lineage: Eukaryota; Fungi; Ascomycota; Leotiomycetes; Helotiales; Sclerotiniaceae
Source: the annotation of a GenBank genome assembly
AUGCACAAUGUUUCGAACAUUGGAAGCUCUUGGGAAAACAAUGUUCUCGAGGUCACUUUGGCUGCUGGGGAUAACGCUGUGGUUCAUGCUACCGUGAAGAAUGUCGGAACUGAAGCUUUGAACCUUCUGAGUUACGGAACACUCUUUGACUCGGCUCCGGUUCAAAAGAUCAAUGUUUAUGAAGGGGAAACCGCUGUCCCAUUCAAGGGAGUUCUUCGCUCCAUUCAACGCACCGAAUUAGUCCCUGAAGUUUUCCGUACUCUUGCAGCCGGUGAGACCUUCGAGACUACAUUCAACGCCGCCGAAGUUCACGACCUCUCCACUUCAAGCUAUACUUUUGUAGCCGAAGGUUCCAUUUCCGUCGCCCAAGUCGGAUCCACUGAGCUCACCGACGCCAUCAUCUUCAAAUCCAACACCCUCACCAUGAACGUCAAUGGCGAAGCCGCCAAAUCCGUCGCAAAAGCCAUCCCAACCUCCAUCGACCGACGAACCGUCCUUCAAUCCGGUUGUUCCACCACUCAGAAAUCCCAAACCACUCAAGCUCUCGCCUACUGUGCCUCCCUCGCAAAAGCCGCCUCAACAGCCGCUUCUUCAGGUUCAUCCUCCAAAUUCUCCGAAUACUUCAAGACCACCUCUUCCAGUACCCGCUCGGUCGUCGCUGCUCGUCUCUCCGCCGUCGCUAGCCAAUGUGGUUCCAUCUCCUCUGGCAGUACUAAAUAUUUCUGCACCGAUGUCUAUGGCUACUGUGAAUCCAACGUCCUCGCUUACACAAUUCCUUCAACCAAUGAAAUUGUUAACUGUCCUAUCUAUUACUCCGCCUUGCCCGCCAUUUCUGGCACUUGCCAUGCUCAGGAUAGAGCUACAACUACUCUUCAUGAGUUUACACAUGCUCCUGCUACGUAUAGUCCGGGUACCGCCGAUAACGGUUAUGGAUACGCGGCUGCUACUGCUUUGAGCAGUGCGAGAGCCGUCUUGAACGCGGAUAGUUAUGCGCUUUAUGCUAAUGCUAUCUACAAUGGAUGUUAA